Molecule: messenger RNA, 3291 nt
Organism: Coccidioides posadasii C735 delta SOWgp
Lineage: Eukaryota; Fungi; Ascomycota; Eurotiomycetes; Onygenales; Onygenaceae
Source: RefSeq, a predicted model, not a curated record
CGGAAGACGAUUGCAAGAUUAUUAACAACCAUCCCUUGAACGAUUCUCUCGACCAGUUACGAAGGUCACUUCUGGACGCGGAGCAUUCGUAUUCCUCUGUCAGUUCUCUUGACAGCGCUGACGACAGACCUGAACACCUUUGCCAGGAGGCAGUAUCACAACUGCUCCCUGCCCUGCAGGGAAAAAAAGUAGCCUUCAAUCUUCGGUUGAGGAACAGUGGUCGUGACAUCGCGUCUGAAAUAGCGCGUCUAUUUCAGCGUGUUCGGAACGGCGACUUCAGCUACACCCACUACCGCCCGCUAGUAAAGCUCAUCAUCCAAAAGGCAUCUGACUAUGACAUCUGGAGUGCCAUUCUCAAUCUCAUUACUGAACUCUCAAGAGUGACCCCAACUGCACCAAGUGUCCCUCCCAUAUUUGACAGCAGGCUGAUCAUGCAUACCUCUGCAUUGCAGCAAGACAGUGAACAGACUCAACAGCUGGUCAAGGCAAGAGUCUUUGAGGAGAUCUAGGGCUGCACAUAUUGGGACGUGCAAGGGUUCUUUGAGAAAUACUUUGAGGGAAAGAACUGGACAGAUCGUGCUCAGGAUGUCUACAAGUCAAUCAAGAACCAACACAUUGGCGGCAAAUGGACCAAACUUCUUCAGUGUACCCAGGACAACAUACAGAACUGGCUGUUUCAACUGCAGGAUGAACUGCUCUUGAAGGAGCAACGUCGCUACUACACAAUAAACAUACCAACAGAACUUACCGGCGGCCGGCAGCAGGUCAAUCUAAUUGUCAAAACAAAGAGCGGAAAACCAUCAGAUACAGAGCAUGACUGGGGAGACAUCAAGGUGAUUGGCGAACUCAAGGCAUCUAACAAUGAUGGUGUCAAAAGGACAUUGGUGCAGCUCGCCUGAUAUGCGCGAGAUGUGUUUACCUGUCAGCCGACACGGCAGUACCUUCACGCAUUUACCAUCUGUGGGCCGUUCAUGACAGCAUGGGUCUUUGACCGUUCAGGAUCCUACAGCCCGGGUCUGUUCAAUAUCCAUGAGCAGCCAGAACGAUUCAUACAGGUGAUUGCUGGUUAUACAAUGAUGACUGAGGAGGAACUAGGUCUGGACACAUUUACAGAGCAGGACAGCAACCAUCGCUUCAUAUAUGUUGCGCAGGAGGGGACCGAGAUGAAGCUGCAGAUGAAACCACAGCCUCUCACCCGUCAACGGGCGAUUGUCUGCCGCGGAACAUCCUGCUAUCUCACAAAAGUCCCAUACUCCAAGGACUGGGAUCACAUCACCAAGUUUUCCUGGACCUCUGACAGACAGAAGCCUGAAGCGGAGCUCCUCAGAUUAGCCAACCAAAGAGAAGUCAAAGGCAUUGCCAGACUGGUUGGCCAUCGGUCUAUCACCAGUGUCAAGGAGAUGCGCUCAGGCAUGACAUUCAUAAUGCCGUACUCCUUCCGUGUUACACCCAGCGCCGUGUCGUCCUUCUCACAAUCCUUUUCUCAGCCACACAGUGUCCUCUCCGGAUCAUUCAGCAACCACCAUGGCCUAACCAUCACAGAGAGUUCCGCUGAGCAUCUGAAGAAGCGUAAGUCUGUCCAUGCUGGCCCGAAAUCAAAGCGAUCCAAGUCCAACAGCCGGCAAUCGAGCGCGCCACAGAAUGAGGUUACAUACGAUGUCAAAGAAGCCCAAGGGGCCAGUCUGCUCGCUCCCAGCGACAGUGCAUAUGAUAACUGUGUUUUUCACUGUCUUGUCAUAUUCCCGGCUGGCCGGCCAAUCCAUAACUACAAGUCGCCUCUGGAACUCUUGGAAGCGCUUCGUGAUGCAGUCAAGGCACAUAGAUCCCUAUACUCCAAAGGAAACAUCCUCCACCGGGAUAUCUCUGAGAACAACAUCAUCAUAACCGAUUCCAAGAAGACUGGCUUCGCGGGGAUGCUGAUUGAUAUGGACCUUGCCAAGGAGCUCGGCACCGGGCGAAGCGGCGCGCGCUAUCGCACUGGCACCAUGGAGUUCAUGGCUAUUGAGGUGCUGCUCAACAUCGAUCAUACAUAUCGGCACGAUCUCGAAUCAUUCUUCUAUGUACUUAUCUGGCAAUGCGCCCGUCGUGGCUGGGGUGAGGAGUGGCCGAAAAAGAGUCUUUUAACAAAUUGGUAUGCUAAUAGCUAUCGAAACAUUGCUACUGCAAAACGAGGUGUGGUCGGUGCCAAUGGUUUUGAGCUCAUUUUGGAGGAGUUUCCGCCCAAGUUUGAUAGUAUCAAGCCGCUUUGCAGAGAGUUGCGGGGAAUUUUAUUUCCCUUGCGCGAAAGCGACAUCUUUACAGGUACACCAAAGGAUCCAGAGAUUCUCUAUGGGCCGAUCAUCAAGGCUUUUGACAAGGCUAUUGACAAUAUCAAAGUGGGAUAGGCUACUGUGGCUUGUUUUGUAUGUACUUGCCUAGCUUUUAGAUACGCCGCGUACUUUGUUCCAUUAGUUAGUUCUCUUUUAUCUUCCAUCUCCCAGGGCACCACAAAAAGAGGGAGCUGGAAGUGGCUUCUCCCAUCUCCCAUGGCUUAAAUUCAGGUGCAUACUACAUGAGAUAUGGCAAUUCCAAAUGGAUGCGAUGGAUGCAUCAGGCUGGAUUGACAAGGCUUCCGGGGAAACCUUUCUCUGUUGAUGUGAAGGAGUUUGUUGCUGUAACUUAAUAGCUGUAAUAAUAGCAGUUCCAGCUUCGGGAGCCUACCCGAGCAGGUCACACAUGCCUGUGCAAGGCAGGUCACACUCCAAUGCCCUCAGAGGAGGCGAUGACGCUGGCUUCUUCUGUUGCACUUGGACUCUACUCGCUCCUCAUGCGCCCUUCUACAAUGGGCACGCCCCCUGCCGGUCCUGGAAGAUCUGGAGGAGGGUCUGGACCGCCACAAGUUCGCGCGGACUACGAGGAGAGCAUGAUCGACCAAGGAGCAAACCGGGCCCGAUGGUCUGAGGCGGACGAGGAGCUUCUUCUGUCGAUAAGGCGCCAGAACAAGCCCCGGGAGGUGAUCCAGCAGAGGUUCCCAAACAGGACGCUGGCGUCAUUGCGGCAAAGGUACUCGAUUCUCAACGACCGAUCAACACCAAGUAACCGAGGGCGGACAAGGGGUAGACGACCAAAGUAGAAAUAGAUCUAUGUGGUUUUCUGCUAAGCCUUGAUGUAUUUACGCAAUUUAACUUCCAGAAGACUUCUCUGUCUAAUGGCUAGUACGAUGGAUCUAUUCAACGGUAAUAGCGUCUAUCCAUCAUUGCAACACAGAGGUCAUGUGAAAAUGCAGGUAUAGUCUCCAGGAGCUUGUUGACA